CUCUUGUCACCUCGACGCUCGACAGCAGAGGUUGUUCUCAUGAGACGGCCAGGACAUGCAGGACAUGCGGAGACAUGCAUGCAGGAUGAGUGCAAUGGUGACGAGGACACAGGCGCCAGGCUCGAGGCACGGCCUGAAACGAGUAGUUCGUUGUUGGGUCGGUUCGUCGAGCAAACUAGCUGUCGCUGCCGUCCAUGCCGUUCCAGUCGGGCAUGACAGACAGGGCAACCUUGUUUCGGUUAGCCACAUUGAGCAGUCACGACGCGCCCGACCGCGCCCUCACAACCUUAGUAGAGUACGCGUCGCGUGUGCAGUACAUGUGGUGGGGUGUUGGCAGAUUCUUUAAACUCAAUCAUUUCCCGUGUGGCACUCUUGGCGUCCUCGCCUGUUUCAUGGGUCUCAUUGCUCAACAGGCCGGUCGCGCCGGUCGGACGUGGACAUGGGUUGGCUUGGCGGGCGCGUCACCUCUGAUUUGCAGGUGCAUGUCGCACAUGGCGCGUGCCGUGUAAUCUGAGACACUGGGAUAGGUGCUGCCAAUGAGGAGAACAGCGGUUACUGACCACAUGUACUGCUGU
Messenger RNA from Cutaneotrichosporon oleaginosum, 575 nucleotides. RefSeq lists its product as uncharacterized. The record is from RefSeq and is a predicted model, not a curated record. Lineage: Eukaryota; Fungi; Basidiomycota; Tremellomycetes; Trichosporonales; Trichosporonaceae.